AUGACGCCGCCGCCGCCGCCCGCACCAUCGCUGCCGGACGAGGUUCUCGAGGAGAUCUUCCUCCGCCUCCCGCCGGACGAGCCUGCGUGCCUCGUGUGCUCCUCCCUCGCUAGCAAGCUUUGGCUCGGCCUCCUCUCCAGCCCUGCUUUCCUCGGUCGCUACCGCGAGUUCCAUGGAGCUCCUCCCAUGCUGGGCUUCCUUCAUAACUGGCUGGAGGGUUGCGGCCCGGUGGAGAAAUAUCCCAUCCCCCACUUCACCACCACCACGAAAUUCGCUGCGCGCAUUCCUCAUGUCGACGACUGGGUGCACCUGAACUACGUUGCGUGGGACUGCCGCCAUGGCCGUGUUCUCCUUGGGGAUGACAAUCCGGUACCCAUGGCGCUCGUCGUUUGGGACCCCAUGACGGGCUGCCGGAGGGAGAUGAACUUGCCGGACGUGGUGUACAACAAUUACGGGGCUGCGGUGCUCUGCGCUGCGACCAGCUGUGACCACCGUGCGUGUCACGCAGCCCCCUUCCAGUUGGUCUUUGUCGGCCUGAACUUGACUGAAGAAGGUGAAUGUGUUGCCCACGCGUGGCUGUCCUUGCCGGAGACGGGUGACUGGAGCAAGCCGUGCCCUGGAUUUGAUCAGUGGGGCGAGUCGUGCCUUGGUCUUCAUCUGGCAGCCGAUGCAUUCAUCGAGCCAAUGCCCCCUGUCCUUGUUAAAGAAGCACUUCACUUCAUGCUUCAGUAUGAUGAUGAUGAUAGUGUAGCAAUUCUCAAGUAUGACUUGAGCUCUAAUUCCUUAUCGCUCAUUGAUGCGCCAAUUAUGGGGUCUGAUGUUGCUGGUGCCACCAUACUCAUGGCGAUGUCAGAUGGCAGUUUAGGGUAUGCACUUGUGGAUGGGUUAAUGCUCUACCUAUGGUCAAGACAGAUGGAUUCCGGCAGAGUUGCGCCAUGGAGUCCAUGUACAAAUAUCAAUCUUGGGAAGCUUCUCCCCAUCCAAAAUCACAAGAAAAGACUUAGACUGGUUGGAUCCGUGGAAGCCAGUGAUAUCGUUUUCGUGACCACAGACCUGGGCAUCUACGAAAUUAAUGUCAAGUCGCGGCAGUGGAAGAGGCUAUGGAAGAACGAGAAAUUUUGUGCUUUGAUUCCGUUCAUGAGUUUUUACAAUCCACAUGAAAUGGUGAUUCUCAGUCAAACGGCACACUCACAAGGUAUGGUUAAAUAA
Messenger RNA from Triticum turgidum subsp. durum (durum wheat), 1209 nucleotides. NCBI's taxonomy places the organism in Eukaryota, Viridiplantae, Streptophyta, Magnoliopsida, Poales, Poaceae. The record is from the annotation of a GenBank genome assembly.